GAUGAAAACUUGUCGGACAGCUUCGUGUCCUCCGGUCGUGACGUCACAUCGAGCCCAGAACAACAAUCCCAGUAAAAUGGAGGUCCUAACCACCGCAGAAGAACUCGUCAACGAGGCGGUCGGCACAAAAACAAUCCGCAGAUACCUGAACGCCAUCGCACGUGUUCUGAUCGUGCUGGCUUUCAUGGACGAUAUCUACAACCAACAGUACAGCUGGUGGUCUAAUGUACACUACUUCGCACAGAUUUGGGGCCUGUCCAGAGCGUUAGUCGGUCCUAUACUCGGCCUGUUAGUGACUGCUGAGUUUUUUGGAACGUUGCUGAUUCUAACCCAGCAGAGAUUUGAGGUCGGAUGUGGGGCCCUGGUUUGUGGGACGGUUUUUCAGGUGAGCUUUUCCCGAUCAAUUGUUCUCGUUUGUUCCAGUUAA
Messenger RNA from Branchiostoma floridae (Florida lancelet), 427 nucleotides. RefSeq lists its product as uncharacterized. The record is from RefSeq and is a predicted model, not a curated record. Gene Ontology annotation, cellular component: membrane. Bases 2 to 427 code for a protein of 141 amino acids. NCBI's taxonomy places the organism in Eukaryota, Metazoa, Chordata, Leptocardii, Amphioxiformes, Branchiostomatidae. The transcript is spliced from 4 exons.